AUGGGGGCGUGCGGAUCGACCCCGGAGGACGCGCCGUACAAGGAGAAGAAUGAGCGGACGGGAAAGGCGAACCCGGUGGGGAAGACGGCGCGGCCGUCGAGCGUGCUCGGACGGGAAACCCCGGACGUGAACGAUCUGUUCGAAUUCCACGAUGAACUGGGUCGGGGUCAGUUUGGGACGACGUUCUUGGUCACGGAGAAGGCGACUGGGCGUAAGUGCGCGUGCAAGGCGAUCUCCAAGCGGCAGUUGCAAAACGCCGAGGACAUCGAAGAGGUGAGAAAUGAGGUGAGAAUCCUUCAUCACCUCUCCGGUGAUAAUCGCGUCGUCGAACUCGUCGGUGCGUACGAAGGCAAUAAGCACGUUUACAUCGUCAUGGAGCUCCUUUCUGGCGGUGAACUCUUCGAUCGCAUUGUUGAAAAGGGCAAGUACAGCGAGAAGGACGCGUCCGAGACCUUGCGCACCAUCGUUGAGACUGUGGAGUACUGCCACGAGCUCAGCGUCAUGCACCGCGAUUUGAAGCCCGAAAACUUCGUUCUCAAGACGAAGGAUCGGGAUUCGCCGGUGUGCGCCAUCGACUUUGGUUUGUCUACGUUCUUCCGCGAUAACCAAGUCUUCGUUGAUCUUGUCGGGAGCCCGUACUACGUCGCUCCGGAGGUGCUCCGUCGCAGAUACGGCCGCGAGGCCGACAUCUGGUCGUGCGGUGUCAUCCUUUACAUCCUUCUCUCCGGCGUUCCGCCUUUCUGGGCGCAAACCGAGCAAGGCAUUUUCGACGCCAUCUUGCAGGGCUCGCUCGAUCUCGACAGCGACCCGUGGCCGAAAAUCAGUAGCGAAGCCAAGGAGCUCAUCUCUGGCAUGCUGCAAUCGGAUCCGUCGAAACGUAUGACGGCGGCUCAGGUGCUGAAGCAUCCGUGGGUGGCCGAUCCGAACGUCGCGCCGAAGACCAAGCUGGACAACACCGUGUUCAAGCGCUUCAAGAACUUUGCCGGUAUGACGAAGUUCAAGAAGAUGGGUCUCAUGGCCAUGGCAAAGACCAUGACCUCGGACGAGGUCGCUGGCUUGAAGGAGCUCUUCAAGAGCUUCGACACCGAUGGCUCUGGUACCAUCUCCAUCGACGAACUUCGUCAGGGCUUGAAGCUCAAGUCGGCCGGACCAGCGAUGGAAGAACUCAGAGCCAUCAUGAAGACAAUUGACAUUGACGGAAGCGGCGAGCUUGAUUACGAAGAGUUCAUCGCGGCGACGCUCGCGACGUCCAAGCAACAAUCAAACGAUGCCGUUCGACGCGCUUUCGAUUACUUCGAUAAGGACGGCGACGGUUCGAUCACGGUACAAGAGUUUGAGGAAGCCUUCAAGAAGAUGACGGACGUUGAACGGGCCAACUUGGGUGACAUCGGCAGCCUCAUCAAGAGCGCCGACACGGACGGUGAUGGUUGCAUCGACUUCAACGAAUUUAUCGCCAUGAUGUCGUCUAAGUAA
Ostreococcus tauri is the source of this 1473-nucleotide messenger RNA. Its product is annotated as Serine/threonine-protein kinase, active site. NCBI's taxonomy places the organism in Eukaryota, Viridiplantae, Chlorophyta, Mamiellophyceae, Mamiellales, Bathycoccaceae. The record is from RefSeq and is a predicted model, not a curated record. Bases 1 to 1473 code for a protein of 490 amino acids. Gene Ontology annotation, biological process: protein autophosphorylation; intracellular signal transduction; peptidyl-serine phosphorylation. Gene Ontology annotation, molecular function: ATP binding; calcium/calmodulin-dependent protein kinase activity; calmodulin binding. Gene Ontology annotation, cellular component: nucleus; cytoplasm. The transcript is spliced from 2 exons.